GAUAAAGGAGCAGCAUAUACAUAUAUAUAAAAAAUAAAAAUUUGAUUUUUUAUAGAGAAAGAUCUGUUUCGAAUCGAAGAGCAAAAAGGUGAAAGAAAAAUCAUUUUGGGGAGAGAAGGAAGGAUGCAAGUUGUGGUGCUCAACACACAAUCCUUCUGCAGAGGCCUUGAACCUUCUUCAUCUUCUCCUUCAUUCACCUCCAAAAAGGGAACAAGGUUUCUGGGGGCCCAUGUUUGUUUCAGGAGAAGAGGUUACCUGCUCCGUCCUUCUCUUCGGAUUCAUUUACCCCUUUCUACACGUACCCUUGCUGUAAAUUGCGUUGCCACUCCAAACCCUGCUGUGGAAUUGCCUUUAACUGCUGAAAAUGUAGAAAGUGUAUUGGAUGAAAUUCGACCGUAUCUCAUUGCAGAUGGCGGAAAUGUCGCUUUGCAUGAAAUUGAUGGCAAUGUUGUAAGGUUGAAGCUACAGGGUGCAUGUGGCUCCUGUCCAAGUUCUGUUACAACAAUGAAAUUGGGCAUUGAGCGUCGAUUAAUGGAGAAGAUUCCUGAAAUAGUCGCAGUUGAACCAAUACCUGAUGAAGAAACUGGCCUUGAGCUAAAUGAAGAAAAUAUAGAGAAGGUUCUUGAGGAAAUAAGGCCAUACUUGGUUGGGGCUGCUGAUGGUACACUUGAAUUGGUGGGCAUUGAUGAGCCAAUAGUAAAGGUCCGAAUCACAGGUCCUGCUGCUAGUGUCAUGACUGUGCGUGUAGCGGUUACACAAAAGUUGCGAGAAAAAAUACCUGCCAUAGCAGCAGUUCAGCUUUUAUGAUAGUUUGAUCCGAAACAAAAAUAGAACUAUCAUGGCAUUCUUGUAAUUUUUCGUGUACAACACUAAUAGAAAUAAAGUGUUACAUGUGAUGUAUAGUAUAUGUAGCCACAGGAAUUUUUUUUGAAAUUCAAACAUUUGAAUGCAGUCAAUAUAUAGAACUAUCACGGAGGAAGAGAGCUUCUUCUAUUGCCGUCAAA
Cajanus cajan (pigeon pea) is the source of this 1004-nucleotide messenger RNA. Its product is annotated as nifU-like protein 2, chloroplastic. Gene Ontology annotation, molecular function: iron ion binding; iron-sulfur cluster binding. Lineage: Eukaryota; Viridiplantae; Streptophyta; Magnoliopsida; Fabales; Fabaceae. The record is from RefSeq and is a predicted model, not a curated record. Gene Ontology annotation, cellular component: mitochondrion; chloroplast stroma. Gene Ontology annotation, biological process: iron-sulfur cluster assembly.